AUGCACUGCGAGGCAUCUCUAGUCCACCGGGCGCCGGCCGCCGCGGCACCGCGCGCGCGCGGGCUCCGCACGGCCGCAGUUCGGCCCCAGGCCCAGCGGCGCGACCUGCGCUGCCGCUACAAGAAGCCCGAGAAAGACGCGGGCGAGGACGUCGAACUGGCGGUCAACGUCGAGCCCGACGCCGGCUUCUCCGUGAUCCGCAGCGAGCAGCAGCUCGCGAACUUGUCCAGCUUGAGUGUCAGCGAGACGGAGGGCGUUCCGAGCGUUCAGUACACGGUGCUGGAGGUCGACACACACCUGCGCGCGCAGCUGGGCCAGCCGAUCGAGAACCCGCUGCUGCGGAACAAGGUGUACACGGGCACCUUCAUCCGCAACUCCCUCCGCGACGACACGGAUCUGCUCGAGAUCAGCUCGAUUCACACGCCGGGAGUGGCCAAGGUGCUGCGCCGGCGCGGCGUGAACGUGCCGGCGGGCGGGAAGGUCAACGCGUACGCGCACCGCGCCGGCCCGCGCGCGCAGGUCUACUGGGACCCGACCAAGAUCAAGGCCGGCAUCCUGACGUCAGACGGCCUCUGCCCGGGCACGAACGUGGUGAUCCGCGAGAUCGUGCGCUGCCUGGAGGACUACGGCGUCGACGCGGCGGGCGGCAAGAUCCUGGGCAUUCCGUUUGGCUUCAAGGGCCUGGCGGCGAACAGCGUCGCGACCGAGGGGGACCUCAAGCUGCGCCCGCUGCAGCACCGCGACAUGAAGAUGCUGUCGGACCAGGGCGGGUCGUACCUCGGCACCAGCCGCACCGCCAAGCUCGACGACAACGACAUCAAGCGCAUGGUCAAGAACAUCGACAUCUGGGGGCUCGACCACCUGUACAUCAUCGCGGGGCGCUCCGGGUGCAAGGUCGCGGAGAAGCUCUCCAAGGAGCUCAAGGCCCGCGACGUGCAGUGCGCGGUCAUCACCGUCCCGAAGACCGUCGACAACUGCAUGCCGCUGCUCGACCGCACGUUUGGUUUCGACUCGGCCGUCCAGGCGGCGCAGGACGCGCUGCGGGCCGCGGACGUGGAGGCGAGCAGCGGGCUGGACGGGAUCGGGAUCGUCAAGGUCAUGGGCAAGGACUCAGGCUUCAUCGCCAGUCAGGCGAGCUUGAGUUCGGGCCUCGUGGACCUCUGCCUCAUCCCAGAAGUCCCGGCGAACCUCCACGGCCCGAACGGCGUCUUCCAGCACCUCAGGAAGAUCCUGCACGACAACGGCCACGCCGUGAUCUGCCUGUCCGAGGGCUGCGGCCCCAACUUCACGGACUCGGACUUCGAUCCAGAGCGGCGCAACAGCACGGGCGACAAGCCGGACGUCGGCGUGUGGCUGCGCAACCAGAUCAAGAAGGAGUUCCCGCAGUCGGACGUCAAGUACAUCGACCCGACCUACAUGAUCCGGUCCCAGCUGCCGUGCCCGUCGGACCACGGCGUGUGCACCGUCAUGGGCACCAACGCCGUGCACGGCGCGUUCGCGGGGUACACCAACCUGGCGGUGGGGCUCGUCAACACGCACUACGCGUUCCUGCCCAUCUCGACCAUCACGGGCACGACGCGCAAGGUCAGCACGGAGGGCAAGCUCUGGUCGCGCCUGUGCGCGUCGAUUCAGCAGCCCAACUUUGCCAUCUCGGAGUGA
This is a messenger RNA of Pedinophyceae sp. YPF-701, 1659 nucleotides long. The record is from the annotation of a GenBank genome assembly. NCBI's taxonomy places the organism in Eukaryota, Viridiplantae, Chlorophyta, Pedinophyceae.